Molecule: messenger RNA, 1266 nt
Organism: Seminavis robusta
Lineage: Eukaryota; Bacillariophyta; Bacillariophyceae; Naviculales; Naviculaceae
Source: the annotation of a GenBank genome assembly
CCCACGGACAACACAACAACACAGCAGCUGUGUCAUUCGAUUGUUCUGAGAAUGGGUUGCUAGCUAGCUAGUAUCAUCAACCCAUCUGCCUGCCUUCGGUACUUCUAAACUACAGUAUCCAGCUAGCUGGUCUUGGUGCAUUGUCAGGCUGAGUAAGCGUCCUGGCUGGUCUUUUUCUCUCCUCUUUUCUACCUCAGUGACCUUUCCCAUUCUUUCGAAAGAAGCUACCGUGAAGAUACAUUCCUUCAUUCAUUCAUCAUGUCAUCUCCAACCAGCAAAACGUUCUGUGGGGCUUUCAUACUGUCUGUGGCGAUAUUAAGCUCGGUUCAUUCCUUUUUUACCACUAAUGGUCGCCAUGUGGUGAGGGAUACAAGAAUACAGCAGCCAUCGUCACAACAGUGGCACAAUAAGAAGAUUGGCAAUAGUCGAAUAUUCAACAAUGCCGACGGAACAUCCAGCGAGUCGGAAGAACCAUUGUCUCUGUUCGAGGAAUCAGUGGAUAAUAAUGCCAACAUAACGACAACCAUGUCUCCUCAAUGUGGAGAAUCGGUGCCGCUCCGGAGAAAUGCCGCAGCGUCCUUUGGGGAAUCGGUACCUCUCCGAACGAGCAAUACCACGACGACAACGACACCACAAGAUUUGUUUGCCACAACAACAACUGAAGAAUCAUCAUCAUCAUCUGUAGUCGUACAAGAUAUGAAACGACGCAAUCUGGGAGUGGCCGUGGCAUCCGUUCUGUUGGCCGUCACCAGUUAUGUCUGGCAAUUCACGCAUCCCAUUACCCCGGUCCAAUUAUUGGCUACCAUGCAGGCGUCAUCGGCACCCCUCACGGCCAUUGGGACCAAUGGACGUCCUACCGUGGUCGAUUUUUGGGCGCCCUGGUGUGAAAACUGCAAACAGGCGGCACCCACACUCGCCGUGUUGGAAGAAGAAUACAAGGAUCGGGUCAAUUUUGUCAUGAUCAAUGGCGAUCGACCAGAAGCGUUUCCGUUGAUUGAACGAUUCGGUGUCGAUGCCAUUCCGCACAUGGCAUUGAUCAGUGCGCAAGGAGAUGUCGAAACGGCAUUGAUUGGACCCAUUCCCAAACGAGUAUUGCAGGCCGAUUUGGAAGUUCUUCUGGACAAUGCUGCCAAACAACAGCAACAGCAAGAUGACAAUAAUUCGCAAGAACCACCCAAAGAAUUGCCGUACAAAAUGCUAGAUGUAUUUGCCAAAUUCCCAGAGUACCGACGAGUCAAGUUUGUACUGGAUGAGCCUGGGGAGUAG